GUUGCGCAACCCGCCCUGGCUCAGGCUAGCAGAUAAAAGCCCAGAUAGUGAUUGAAAGAGAUGGUCAAAAGGAUUUAGCACAGGCAUUAACAGAGAGAGAGAGAGCGAGAGAGAGAGAGAGAGAGAGAGAGAGAGAGAGAGAGAGAGAGAGAGAGAGAGAGAGAGAGAGAGAGCGCGCGCAAGGGGGAGAUUUUCCACAAAGCUUUUUUUCUUUCUGCGCUUGAGCAUCUUUCUGUGCUUGAACAUCCCUGGUAAAGCUGAGCGUGUAAAGUGGGAAAGUACGAGCACCAGACCUUCCUCAAAGUCAAUAUUUUCAUACUUUUGAUACUCCUUCAAGCUGGAAUUCACGCUUUCGCUUUUUUUCUCCAACUCCCAUUUCCAGAUCUAGGACACGGUCAUCCAUGGUGUAAUAAAAAAGUAACAGGCACGAGAAAAAAGUAACAAGGAGACCGCAUCAGAUAACCAGAGUGGAGUACAGUAGCCUACACCACGACGGGAGCCCGGUAGUGAAUGGAGCUGUGCGAGGUUUAUGUCAGAGGGGCGUUCGUAUAAUAAUGGGACACGGAGUGGCUCUCCCAGAUGAACCUUCGAAGACUAUCACUGAGGCAAGGCGCCGGACCGGUGCUUCACGACCUGAUGGAUGUAUCUAAGUACGUUGUCACCUUUCCCUCAUCAUCCCUCGUAGCGGACAGCUCUUGUCUCUCCCAGCGGAAAAGGACCUCUGAAGUAUGGAUUUGUUCUGCUGAUAUCCCAACGACCCCUACCGCCACCACCGCAGCACUGGCACCACUAUGGUGGAAGUAGAUGCAAAGUUUCACGGUGACUUUCGCCUCCCCUUGGUCCAUUUUUUGUCAGUCUUUUCCAAACAGGCGUCAAAACAAUAAAGUGUAAUUUCCUAAAGAAGCCGUGAUUAUUUGUGUGUCCACUUCUAUUGAACGGCUCUACAGUUAUUUAUCUUAGUGCAUUUCUAUUUGUUUUCCAUCAUCACUGAACCGUCCCCUAUCGCUCAGUUGAGCGCGCAGACUCAUCAUGGUGAUGCCAAAGUUACUUUCUGUCUCCGUAUGAUCCCUAGUCGCGUUCCAUGCUUUUCGCCCAAGCUCUGACUACCGUGGCCCCCCUUGCCCUUCACCGCCAGACCCCACUCAUCGUCGGACCCCGCUCGUGGCUUUCCCAGGACCUGCCAUGGUCUGUCAGGCCGUGUUGCUCCUCCUGCACUGCUUCGCCUCCUUGACACUGGGCCAGUACGACCUGUGCAAGUCCCUGGUGAGCACGGACGAUGGCGCGGUGUGGGAGCAGUAUGCAUGCCAGCCCAAGACCCAGUCCAUGAAGGACUACAUGCGGGUCAAGGUGGACCCACCAGGCAUCACCUGUGGGAACCCAGCUGAGAGAUUCUGCACUCUGGAGAACCCGUACCUGUGCAGUGAUGAGUGUGAUGCCUCCAACUCGGACCUGGCCCACCCUCCCCAACUGAUGCAGGACCGUGAGCGCACAGGCCGCAUCACCUACUGGCAGACAGUUACAUGGUCCCGUUAUCCAGAACCCCUCUUGGCCAACAUAUCCCUGGCCUGGAACAAGAGCCUGGAGUUGACUGAUGACAUCGCCAUCACCUUCGAGUACGGCCGCCCCACCAUCAUGGUGCUGGAGAAGUCCAUGGACCAUGGUCGCACUUGGCAAUCCUACCAGUUCUACGCCGAUGAUUGUCUAGAUGCCUUCAACAUGCCGCCGAAGCUUGUCCGUGACCUGUUGCCUGCAAAUAUUACCCGUGUCAUCUGUACUGAGCAGUUCUCACGCUGGGUGGGGUCGAAGAACGAUAAGAAUGUGAAGUUCGAGGUUCGUGAGCGUUUUGCGGUGUUUGCCGGACCGAGGUUGCUCAACAUGGACAGCUUGUACACGCGCAUGGAGAGUAUGAAGGGCUUGAGGGACUUCUUUACCUUCACUAACCUCCGGCUGAGGCUGCUCCGGCCAGCCCUGGGGGGAACGUACGUGCAGAGAGACAACCUGCUCAAGUACUUCUAUGCUAUCUCCAACAUUGAGGUGCCCGCCAGGUAAGAGAGGGUAAAAUUUUGUAUUUAUUUAU
Molecule: messenger RNA, 2077 nt
Organism: Salvelinus fontinalis (brook trout)
Lineage: Eukaryota; Metazoa; Chordata; Actinopteri; Salmoniformes; Salmonidae
Product: netrin-G2-like
Exons: 3
Coding region: 1183-2049 (288 amino acids)
Source: RefSeq, a predicted model, not a curated record